GCCAACCGAAGCGGUGUAUCGAAGCGUGGAAGGCAAAAAAAGCAAGAUGAGCAAGAUAGAUGUGGGGUCUUUUGAGCCAGAAAAAGCUGUCCGAUUAUGGGAAAGCAAGAAACAGAAAAGAAAGCCAGGCUUUUCCAAGACUAUAAACCAAAAUGUUGGAUUGUUGAUGUGUCAAAAACAAUGCAUAAAAAUUAUUUGGUGGACUUCAAUAUGUAUGAUCUACUUAUGCUGCCACAAUGUAAAGGCAACAAUCACUGGGUUUUGCUGGUUGCAAGUGUUAUGUCCAGGACUGUAACCAUUUACGACUCGUUGGGUGGUAACAACAAGGCCUUGUUCGAUUUGUUCUGCCAGUUCAUGUGUCAACGAGCGCAAAUUGUGAAAGAUGGCUUGGAAAAAAUCAGUUCAGAGUUAAAAGCGCCACCUUGCAACAAACAGCGCCACGGAAACAGCUGUGGAGUGUUUGCAUUGAUGACUGCCAAAUGUUUGGUCAUGAAAAAGCAUCCCACAAUGUUGUGACAGGCCCAUGAUUCAGUUUAUCGAGACUAGUCGUGAGAAGCAGACUUCUGAUUCCUGGAGUGCGGCAAACAUAUCUGUGCGACUCGAUCACUCCACUGUAAAGACCCGCACGGCAUUAAAAUGGAUAUUAU
This is a messenger RNA of Dreissena polymorpha, 647 nucleotides long. RefSeq names its product sentrin-specific protease 1-like. The transcript is spliced from 4 exons. Gene Ontology annotation, biological process: proteolysis. The record is from RefSeq and is a predicted model, not a curated record. Gene Ontology annotation, molecular function: cysteine-type peptidase activity; deNEDDylase activity. The coding region runs from base 97 to 516 and encodes 139 amino acids. NCBI's taxonomy places the organism in Eukaryota, Metazoa, Mollusca, Bivalvia, Myida, Dreissenidae.